Xenopus laevis (African clawed frog) is the source of this 1347-nucleotide messenger RNA. RefSeq lists its product as uncharacterized. Lineage: Eukaryota; Metazoa; Chordata; Amphibia; Anura; Pipidae. The record is from RefSeq and is marked predicted.
GAAUAUAGCAAAGAAGGAAGUUGGAUCGCAAUAUCUUGAACAAUGGUUCCAAAGACACAAUUUUUUGCAUUUUUACUAUGUGUGCUGGCUAUUGGCUUCCUCUAUAAGAUCACUUUUAAAGAGAACACUUUCAACCUCAGAACUUUAUUUUUCCCUGCAAAGAUUACCCCAGAGGACAUUUUAUAUGCAGGGAAUGGCAUCAUGUUUGUAGAGACCACAGACCGGAUGGAUCCACCUCAUCUAGUGUUGUGUUCCAUUGAGUCAGCAGCCCGUGUGUACCCUGAUAGACCGGUGGCUUUCUUCAUGAAAGGUUUACCAGACAUAAACUCAAAAGAAGAUGAGGACAAAGCACGGAUGAGUUACCCAACACUUUUACCUUAUGAUAAUAUCUACUUUUUCCCUCUCAGAAUGAAUAAAUUGCUUAACAAUACUCCACUUAUGCCCUGGUAUCAAAAGGUUAAUCCUAACACUGAGAUGUAUUGGAAUCAUGUGAGCUCAGAUGCAUGCAGGUUGGCCCUCAUUUAUAAGUAUGGCGGCCUUUAUAUGGACACUGAUAUUAUAACAUUUCGUCCAUGUCCAGAAAAAAACUUUCUAGCUGCUGAGGUAUCUCAGAUGACUGGCAGUGCUGUACUUGCAUUUACUCCUCAUCACACAAUUGUCUGGCAGUUCAUGGAAGACUUUGUCAACAGUUAUGAUGGGACUAUCUGGGGACAACAAGGACCAUUACUCUACAACCGAAUUCUUAAUAAAUUUUAUUGCAAAGUACCUCCAUUCAAAGGCCAAGAAGAUAUAAUGUGUGGAACAAUCUUAUUUUUAAAUAUUGAACGAUUUUUUCCGGUCCCAGGUAUGCAGUGGAAAAAGUUCUUUGAAGUAUGUGAAAAGCUGCCAACUUUCAUUAACUCGUAUGCUUUGCAUCUUUUUAAUUAUGCUAAUAAAAAUGAUCGUAAAGUGAUGGUCCCUGGAAGCAACACAAUGGUGGAGCUUCUUUACAAACAGUACUGCCCCAUAACAUAUCAAGCUGUUCUUGAAAAUAAACCUACCUACCUUAAAUAUGUGCCAUAAAUCCUAAAACAUAGAGGAAAGAGGAAUAGAUCAUGUAUCCAUUAUAAUCCAGUGAAAAUGUUUUAGUUUAAUUAUUGUUUAAAUCAGGGCAUGAAAAAUGAUUUAAUUAUUUUAUUAAUAUCUUAUUAAACAAAUUCAUAAAUUGAUAUAUGGUUGAUCAACUAUAGUAAAAUAAUAGUAACUUGCUGCUUUAAAACCACUUAGUACCACUUAAAUGGUGCAUUUGUGUAAUUUUCAGUCCAUCUUUAGAUUUGUGUUAAUAAAUCUGUUGCCUAUUUACAUUCA